Messenger RNA from Python bivittatus (Burmese python), 2228 nucleotides. RefSeq names its product membrane frizzled-related protein (gene MFRP). The record is from RefSeq and is a predicted model, not a curated record. Lineage: Eukaryota; Metazoa; Chordata; Lepidosauria; Squamata; Pythonidae. Gene Ontology annotation, molecular function: protein binding.
AAGUCCACUUGUCCCCAGGGAUGGGCUGUGGUCUUGAAAGCAGGAACGGGGCCUGUUGGUUGAAUUAAUCCGUCAUCCUCUCCUGAGCGGGAAAAGACCGUCAAUCUGCGGACCCCGUCUCAACAUUUGGGCAUCCUUAAGCAAGGAGGAGACCUUCUUGUCCAUGCGGUGAAAGUCAGAAGGUUCCCGGAAGAGCUGCCACUGCAGAAGGCCGGAUGCCACGGGAGGGGGGGACAUGUGGCAGCCCCCGGCCGGCAGGAACCCUGUCCACUUAUCCCCCAUCCUGCUUCUUGGCCAUGAAGGACUUCACCGAGGUCAUCUUUCGCCCAGAGGCACAGAAUCAAAGCCAGGAGACUGCCAUGUUGUCUUUGCCACCGAACUUGCUGAUGGAAUUCUCCAACCCCGUGUUCGAGGAGGAUGGCGAGGUGCCAGCCCUGAAUCAGCUGGAGAAUGAGAACAGGAGCGGGGCAAAACUCUCUGCCAAUGGAUUUGCCCAGCAAGUGCAAGGAGCAGCCAGCCCGAAAUUCAAGCCGGACUGCAAAUUUUCCUGGCUCUGUGUGGCGGUUCUCAGUGUUUUGCUGCUCAUCCUCCUGGCCUUGCUUGUAGGCAUCCUAGUCAUCUACCAGCUAAAAUCACCCCCUCCGAUUAAGCCCUCUCGUGGGACUCCCACUGGGCACACCGCCACCAAUGCCACCGUCCCUUCCAUCAGGAGGACUUCCUGGAGCCCCAUCUCCACCGCUUCCCCACCCCAACGAGAGCUGCAGGGAGCCACAAAGCCAGGGCCCUUGUGUGGGGGGAAACUUGGGGGCCCCGAGGGCUCCUUCAGCUCCCCCAACUACCCAGAUCCCUACCCACCCAACGUCCUCUGCCAAUGGCACAUCCACGUGAAGGCGGGGAUGGUGAUUCAGCUGAAAGUAGAAGCCCUGGAUGUGGAGGCCUCUGACCUGUGUUUCUAUGACCGGCUGGAGAUCUACGAGGAGCCAGAUAGUACCUCCCUUUGGGAUGGGAGUACCAGGUACUGUGGCCCUGUAGCCCCAGCAACUAUCAACACCAAUUCUAACCAGAUGCAGGUUGUUUUUGUCUCCGAUGAUAAUAUCGCUUCCUCGGGGUUCACUGCCAGGUACCGGGCCAUCCUACCCAGUGAAAAGAACUGCUCCUGGGAUGAAUUCUUCUGUGACCAGGGACUUUGUCUCCUGCCAGCCUUUGUGUGUGAUGGCCACCAGGAGUGCCAGGACAAGAAGGACGAAGCCAACUGUAGCACCAAGCACACAGGUUGUGGUGGCACCUUGACCAGCUUGGAGGGACAAUUCUUCUCCCCAAACUACCCCAAACCAUACCCACAUCUACAGAUUUGUCUCUGGCACAUCUCCGUGCCAGCGGGCCAUGUGAUCCAACUGCAUUUCUACAACUUCAGCCUUGAGUCGCAAGAGGACUGCAAUUUCGACUUUGUGGAAGUGUACGACAGCGCGGCCAUGGGGGCAAGCAGCAUCAUGGGUCGGUUCUGCAACUCCAACCCGCCCCCUGCUUUGACGUCAUCCCGACAUGUCAUGACGGUGCUGUUUGUGGCCGAUGAGGAGAUUGUGGAUGAUGGGUUCUUUGCUGUCUAUCGGGCCCACAAUAUGACUGAAAAAACGUGUGGGCCUUUAGAGUUUGUCUGCAGAAAUGGCGAGUGCGUGGCCCAGGAGCUGGUGUGUGACAGCUGGAGGAACUGUCCAGAUGGAAGCGAUGAAUUCAACUGCACCAGCAUCUCUUCCACGUCGGUGGCCUCCUGUGAACCGAUAAAAGUGGAAAUGUGCCAAGGUCUCAGCUACAAUUCCACCUCCUUCCCCAACAUAUGGCUGAUGAUCCCACAUCAGCAGGGUGCCGAGGAGCUGCUUCAAGACUACAUGACGCUGCAGGACCUCACUUGCUACCCUGACCUGCGUUUGCUGGUCUGCAGCCUCUUCGUCCCCAAGUGCCUCCCAGAAGGGGGCAUCUUGCAGCCAUGUCGCUCCGUGUGUUUGGGGGCGGAGGAGCGCUGCCGACAGCCCCUGACCCGCUUGGACAUCGCGUGGCCCUUGAACUGCAACAUCCUGCCCGACUCCACCAACCCUCUGGAGUGCUUCGUGCCUUGAGGGGGCGCCCCCCCAGUGCCCGGCCAGAAGGAGGCCUGUUGGAGGCAGCUGGGGGCCGAGGAGACGCCCCAGUCCAGAAGACUCUCUGAUCUGUUCAGCCGGCAGCAAAACAGA